AUGAACGAAAUCAUCCAACACGCCGACGCUUACAAGAACGACGAGAUGAUAAAGCUCUCUCUAGACGAUGGUAACAAGUACACCGUCCAGCGCGCUAUUCUUUGCGGCCUCUCAGACUACUUGAAGAAAGCACUGACAGGAGGUUUCAUGGAGACGGGCAAGAAGGAGCUGAAGCUACCCGGCUGCACGACCUCCGACGUGGAGUUUCUCAUCUACUGGGUGAGUCACAGCAAAUUCCCAGACUUCGUCAAAGAGUUGUCAGAAAUGCCGGGCUGCAUGAGACCGAAACCUGCGACCGACAACGAUCUUCGAAAGCAGUACGACGCUUUCGUGCAGGCUGCGAAAGACUUGCAAAUCAAGCUCGUCCGGCUUUGGAUCGCGGCGGAUAUGUGGCUCAUGCCACGAUUGCAGAACGAGGCGAUGCGCGCUUUGCUACGCGUCCUUGAUUCCGAUGAUCUCAACGUCAAGCUUUCGCCAGAGACUGCUCGUGUAGCUUGGGAAGAGACUGCGGAAGGAUCCCGCAUGCGAGCGAUGAUGAUGUGGGAGGCGCGGGUGGCCACUAACGGCGGACGACUGGGUACAUUUUAUUCCGCCGCCGAACUCGACGCAUUCGCAGCUAUUCCAGGCCUUUUCGAAGACUACGCUGCGGGUGCACCAGAUAUGGACGCGUGUGACAUUCUUGUUAGGCCUUUUUGGGAAUUCCUAGUACCAGAGCCCACGAUAGACUACUGGUGGUAG
Molecule: messenger RNA, 738 nt
Organism: Lecanosticta acicola
Lineage: Eukaryota; Fungi; Ascomycota; Dothideomycetes; Mycosphaerellales; Mycosphaerellaceae
Source: the annotation of a GenBank genome assembly